AUGAACUCAGUGGCGUCAAAGAUUGCGCACUUUGCUGCAGCGGGGGUCGGGGUCAAGGAAGAAUUACACGACAACGCAUCAAGCUUGUCAGACCUUGCACUAUGUGAGACACCAGAGAAGGAGACUUCGCUACCGCUACUCUUGUCAAAGGAGGGUGAGGUCGACUCAGAGUCAUCUGGCACCAAAUCAAAAUCGGUGCUGUGUGAUGAAAUGGCGGUAAAACUGGAGGCAGCUGACGGGGACUAUUGUUCAUCUGGUGAAGAAGCUGACUUGAUGGAUUGCUGGAAGUCCCACAACAUGGCCGUUCUGCUGACUCCCGCAGAAUGGACGGCUAUUUUAUCAGGUUGCUCAACUGGUCUCCUCCGAGGCUUCUGCCCUAGAAAAGAAGAACUCAUGGCUAUUCUUCCAGAUGCAUCAAAUGGUGCUGUGGGUGUGGGCUUGUUGCUUUGCAAGGGGCAUGAGCGGCUGAACAACGACACUUUGACCACUGAUCCGGCUGUAGCAGCUGCUUGUGGGUCUCUGUACUCAACAUGGCAAAGCUUGGAGCAUCAACGCCAGAAGGGCCGGAAGAUAUCUUGGCUUUGGAAGAUCACGCAAAUUUAUGCCUUUGACACACCUGAGCCAAUUCCCAAAGCAGGUAUAUCCAAAAGAUGGUUCCACCGGCCUAUUGAGAUUCAGGGCUUUGGGGAGCCAACAAAGGCACUUCAUGCCGACUUGCAUGAGACGGCCGCAUUUUUGCUCGGGCGCGUGCAGCAGCCUGAUCAGGAUGCUAUUCUAAGGGUUGGUCAAGCUUUGCGAGGGAAAGAGAUCCGGGUUGGUACCACUUGCUCCGGCUGCGACAUUUGCAUUGAUGCUCUGCAAUGUGUAUUUGACGUGAUCUCUGGUGAGGUAGCCAAGCUGUUGCAGCCCAAGUUGGCGCUCUAUGAGAACGUCAAAGCCGCCGGUGAGAGGAGCCGGAACAAGGACGGCGACUGGGUUGAGGCAGCUGUCAAGGCCUGGACAAAUGUGGACACCUUCCGCUACCUUUUGCCACAGCGCCGGAACCGGAUCUGGGGCUUUGCAGCGGUCGCCAGCGCCAGAAAGCGGGAAGAGAUGGAAAGUACCUAUACAACGGUCUUGAAUGCAAUGGCCUCUCACUCAAAGAUUGCCAGCGGUGAGAUUUUUCUUCCUGCUCCACAGCAGUCCCUGCAAAAGGGCAGGCAUGAAGAAGUGCUAGCCAAUGCUCUAAAGGCUUGUGGAUCCCGUGGUCUCUUUGUGGACUGCAGCACUUCUGUGCGAAGGACUGUUGCCAUGAACUGUGGGGUACCUUGCGUCUUGCCGACGCAUCCCGUAUGGUCGGUUGAUCAUCAACGUUACCUUGGUGCAUCAGACUUUUUGCGCGCCCAGGGCAUAUUUCCAGGAUCCUUCAAAAAGGAGGUCUACGAGACCAUGCUGAACACCAACGGCUUAGCCCAAAGUAUAGCCGGAAACAGUUUCAGUUCGACAGUAUUUCAAGCAGCUGCUUUGGCAUCUAUGGCAGGGUUCAAAGGCUACUACAGAUGCUGCCUCUACAAGUGGAAGAAGCAGCGCGCUUCUCAAAUGUGGGACUUGAUUGCGCAGAGUUCACCUCGCGUAGCACAGCGGCGCAAAGAAGUGCCAAAUGGUGUCCGGCUGGCCAUGGGCAAAGCUCUCAAGUUUGGUACCAGAGCCAAGGCCAAUGACAGUGGCGCCACCACCAUUGUGCCGGCGGAGCUGCAAGAGCUUGUAGCAGAGACUGUGGUGACUUGGUUGAGCACUAUCACCACAAUAGCAGUUGUAAACGGUCUUCUUCUGACAGGGAACAUGAAUCUUUUCAAUUCUUCAGGAAACUCUGUCAUCUCCAAAACUAAGGCAGAGCGCAUUGAUCUUGGAGAAGAGUGCGAUUACUACUUUGUUUCUGAUGUGCUUGCCAGUGCCAUCGAUGUUUGGAAUUCCGGACUUGACAAGUUGAAGCAGAAGCUCGAUGAUCCAAAGGGACUUUGCCAACAGCUGGCACUGGAACAAGACGAGGACUCUGAUGGAGAACAAUGUGAGGAGGGCGAUGAAAAGAAAGAUGUUGACUGCUUUGAGCAGUCUGUGGAAAACCUGAAAGAGCGGCUUUCCUCUAGACUACGCCGGAUCGAACUCAAACGGAGCGAGGUGCGCCCGAUGUUGUGCGCCAACUACGACCAGGUGUGGAGCACCCAGUACAGACCAUCCAAAGCAACCUUGCAAUGCAAAGGCCACAGCGACCGUUUAGCGCGCCAGUGGAGCUUGAGAUCACUACGCCACAAAAUUGAACUGGCAUUGGACGUGGACGUGACUGAAAACCUGCAGGAGCACCGCUACAGGCACAGGGACACGCCGACUGUCACGGGCGGCAAGGCUUGCGCGGUUGUCGAUGGCUGGAGAAUUCCCCGAACGCUCACGACGUUGAGCUGGGUGGACGGGACAAUGUCAAGAGGGUAUGUGACGCUUCGAGCUGGUAGUCUUUCAGAGGAAGACAG
Durusdinium trenchii is the source of this 2504-nucleotide messenger RNA. Lineage: Eukaryota; Dinophyceae; Suessiales; Symbiodiniaceae. The record is from the annotation of a GenBank genome assembly.